Messenger RNA from Camarhynchus parvulus, 1725 nucleotides. It is a transcript of the gene PEAK3, whose product is annotated as PEAK family member 3. Lineage: Eukaryota; Metazoa; Chordata; Aves; Passeriformes; Thraupidae. Bases 1 to 1725 code for a protein of 574 amino acids. The transcript has 5 exons. The record is from RefSeq and is a predicted model, not a curated record. Gene Ontology annotation, molecular function: ATP binding; protein kinase activity. Gene Ontology annotation, biological process: protein phosphorylation. Gene Ontology annotation, cellular component: focal adhesion; actin cytoskeleton.
AUGGGCAGCACCAGGAGGGGCUGGGAUGGGCAGCGGGAGCUGCUGCGGCUCCGGGAUGUGCAGCUGGAGCCCCGCGGGACCUCCCUGCCCCCAGGGACACCUCACAGGCCCCGGGGGCAGCGGGAGCCCGGGGGUGACGCUGUCGCGGCCCCGUGCAGGGCCAGCUCCGCCAGCCCGGACCCGGCUGGUCCCGGACCCGCCACCCCCAUGCCGGACACGCCGGGGGGGUGCCCCCCUCGCUGCCCCAGCUCAGCCCGCAUCUACAGCAACGUGGGAGAGCUGCGUGCCCACCUCGUUCCCCGCAAGUCCAGCCGAGGGGAGGGCGCUGUGAGACCCCUCCCCCGGGCCCAGCCGGACCCGCCGCCUCCCCCCCUGCCCAAAAAGCAGCUCCAGCGAGCCGAGUCCCUCCCGGCGCCGGCAGCAUCCCAUGACGACCCUGAGGCACGGGCUGGCAGCAUCCUGUACAGCAUCCCCGCAGGACAGGGGGCUCCCCCCCGGGACAGACCCUCCAAGAAGCCCCUGAGCAAGUCCCAAAGCCUGGGGGAGCCGCUGACCCUGAGCAGCCCCCAGAAAGCCCCCUCAGGCAGCCUGAAGGAGCUGACAUUUGGGACCGGGGACGGGGAGCUGGGGCAGCUCCUGGAGAGCCCAGCCGGGGUCUCUGGGAGCGGGGACGCCUGGUACUUCAGGGUGGGCUUCACCUUCGAGCACAGCCAGCUGCAGUUGGCAGCCAAGGUCCCCAAGCCGUGCUGCUCCAGCCUGGGCGUGCAGAGCUCCCUGGGCACACACUGCAGCAUCCAGCGCCUGCUCGGCCGCUUCACCGACCGCUUCCCUCGGGAGCUGGUGCUCCCAGGAAUCCCUGGAGCGCAGAGCCAGGGCCCUUCCAGAGAGGAGCCAGCCUGUCCUGCCCCCCAGCCCGUCCUGCAGGUGCUCCUUUGUGCCGAGGUUCCCCAGCAGACCCUGGCAGAGUUUGUGAAGGGCUCCCACGCUUUGCACAGGAGCAGCCCCGGGCACUAUGAACGCCUGGGCUGCCUCCUGCUGCUGCAGCUCUGCAUGGGGCUGGAGCACCUCCAGGGGCAGAACGUGGUCCAGGGGGACCUGUGCCCUGAGAACCUGCUGUUGGUGCAGUGCCCAUGUCCCCCCCAGAGGCAGAAGGAGCUGCUGGGACUGUCCCUUCCACGGCUGCUCAUCAGCAGCUUCUUCAAGGUGCAGGAGAAGCAGAGACCUUGUUCCAGCAGCCAGGAACUGGACUGGAGCCAGGCUUUUGCUGCACCCUCCCCUCCAACAGCAGCUGAGCUGAACUUGGGCAGGCUGAUCUAUCAGAUCUUGCACGUGGAGAUCUACCUGGAGGACAUUUUGGACUUCAGAAGCAAAAGGCUCCCCGAAAUCCCCUUGCUGUCCAUCUACUCAGCAGGACUGAAGCGCUUGGCCUCGCUGCUGCUGCACAGGGAUCCUUACCAGAGGGUGUCCAUCCUGCAGGCCAGGGCCAUCCUGCAGGUGCUGCUCUGGGGGCCACGCCAGGAGCUCUUUGCCAGUAGCAGGAAGAGCCUGGAGCUGCUCCGGAGCUGGCUGCAAGUCAAGAGGGCUCUGCUGCUCCUGAGGUUUGCAGAGAACUCAGCUGGGGCUGGGGUCAGCCCCGGCCUGGAGGAGUGGCUGUGCUGCCAGUACUUCCAGGGGAUCACUGAACACACCCUUUACCAGGUCACCCAGGUUCUCUAUGCUCCCUGA